Anopheles nili is the source of this 1866-nucleotide messenger RNA. Its product is annotated as peptidyl-prolyl cis-trans isomerase FKBP8. Gene Ontology annotation, molecular function: protein binding; peptidyl-prolyl cis-trans isomerase activity. The record is from RefSeq and is a predicted model, not a curated record. The transcript is spliced from 6 exons. The coding region runs from base 1 to 1242 and encodes 413 amino acids. NCBI's taxonomy places the organism in Eukaryota, Metazoa, Arthropoda, Insecta, Diptera, Culicidae.
AUGGACGCCGAAAAAUCGAGCAGUAGCUCUUUCGAGGACCUUUCGAACCUGAACGAACAAGAGCGGGCGGAACUGGCCUCCUCUGUACCUGAACCUAUUGAACCCAAAUCUGCCCAAAAGGAACAACCUGUAGUACAGACGGAAAUGAAACAGCAACCAGAGAGCAAAUCAAAUGGAACGGAGGAGCCCGAGGGUGAAGUGGCGGAUCCCAUGGAUAUCCUGGGCAAUGGUACACUGUUAAAGAAAGUGCUCAAGAAAGGGCAAUCCGAACUGAGGCCAGAAAGCAAAGACCUCGUGACCAUCAACUACACGGGGCGUCUAGAGAAUGGAACCGUGGUUGAGAAACAAAGCAACUUCGUGGUGCAAAUCGACGAUGUGGAGGUAGUGCAAGGAUUAGAUAUGGCGCUGAAGUUAAUGAACGAAGGCGAAAUCGCGGAAGUGACUGUAAAUGCACGCUUCGCGUAUGGCGAACAAGGAUUAAAAGAUCCAACGGAACACGAUCCGGUGAUACAGAGUGUCCCUUGCAACGCAACCAUAAUAUACACGGUGGAGCUGGUAUCGAUACGGGAGGAGAGUGAACUUGAAUCGCGAACGUAUGCUUCGCGCAAACAAACUGGUAACAAGAAGCGGUUACGUGGAAACUUCUGGAUGAAACGCCAGGAGUACAAUCUAGCAAUACAGAGCUACCGGCGGGCAUUAGAGUAUCUGGAUGAUACUGUCAGCGCCGGUGGUAUGAUGGAGAGCGCAGCCGAUCCUGUGCAGUUGUCUACCACGGAGCUACAGGAUUUAUUGGAAGAUCGGAUGAAGGUGUACAAUAAUCUCGCAUUAGCUCAGUUCAAAAUAUCAGCCCACGAGGCUGCCCUGAAAUCCGUCGAUCACGUGCUGAAGUGUCAACCGAACAAUGCUAAGGCUUUAUUUCGCAAGGGCAAGAUUAUGGAUGCAAAGGGAGACACAGCUGGUGCUAUCACGUUGCUUCAGAAGGCUGCUACCGUUGAUGUUGACGAUAAGCUAAUCCAGUCGGAAUUAUCCAAGCUGAUUUUAAAAUCUAAGCGCGAGGCACGAAAUGAAAGAGAUUUGUAUCAAAAAAUGUUAGGUCAGGCGCAAAAAUUAGAGCAAAAAACAAAAGUAGCGCCAUCCGCGCAGAACAAUGAGUCCUCUAAGAUCAUGAUGUGGGGCUACCUCGUGGGAACAAUCUUGAUCGGAGUGGUCGGUGUGGCCAUUUUCCGAUAUAAUAAUCAGUAAAAGGAACCAUCAUUUGGGAUUCAUCGUGCUUUUGAUGUAGUCGCAAAAAUUGACGCCUCAGAACAAAUGUGACCGUUUAGCACCGAUGGUAUAGUCGCGUCUGCAUCGUCCCCAAAGCAAUGCUAUUUAAUGUACGAAUUAUGGUGCAAAGCAGGCGUUCCUUCGAACACCCUAGGAAGGUUUUCGAUCGGAAGGCCUAUGCACCAAUGACUAUGAUUUUUAAGGAGAAACAUGUCUCCAUCCGAAUGUGCAUCUUAGCUAAAUACUGAUGGCUAUUACUAUAUUUAAUGUGGCUAUUGGCUUGAAAUUUUGUAUUUUAGUAAAAUAUUUUACGGCAGUGUGCAUUAAUCGUAAUGGAUGCACACCAGUUAAAGACCGAGAUGAUAUAAACGAUAACGAACCGAAGUUUUAACCGUCAGGCUAAAUCUACAGCGGCUCGAAGCAAAAAAAAAAAGAAAAUCCAUCCUCCUUAUCCUUAGGUAGAGAGUGAUUAUUUUGCAUCAGUAACCUUAAUCGUCAUCGACUUAGUACGCUCGAAUGUUGCCACGCACGAGAGUGCGGCAGUUGUUUCUUCCAUUUGAACACUUCCGAUGAUGUGAACGCGGAUUCAGAGGGGAAAAAACA